Molecule: messenger RNA, 240 nt
Organism: Cylicostephanus goldi
Lineage: Eukaryota; Metazoa; Nematoda; Chromadorea; Rhabditida; Strongylidae
Source: the annotation of a GenBank genome assembly
AUGGCUGCCACAGAUAUUGUCGUUCAGCGCAGCAAAGUCUGGGAUUGGCCUCUUCAGAAAAAUGAUGAAUUCGUGAAGGUUUUGGAGGAUUCAGAUCACUUCGAAGUUGGCCUGGACGCAAGGCUUUUUACGCCCAAAGACAUUCAGGUCAGAAUAAUGGGUGAUCUGGUUCAAGUCAAGAUGGAACACGAAGAACGUGGAGACGAUGUGACUUUGGUUAGUAGGAGCAUCAUGAGGUAA